Molecule: messenger RNA, 411 nt
Organism: Paracoccidioides brasiliensis Pb18
Exons: 3
Coding region: 1-411 (136 amino acids)
Source: RefSeq, a predicted model, not a curated record
AUGCCAACGCCACGCCCGCCGUGGUUCGAGCCGUGCGCUAGUCCGAAAGUGGCCUGCCAAGCCCGGCUAGCCGUUCUGGGAAAUCAACAACAACGCGCUGCAGUCGCGUUCGGAGAGAGAAGGAGCAAGGCUCCAUCCCGCACCCUACACCGUCUCCCAUCUGAAAACCUGCGCAGACAGGCGCUGCGGCUGGCGUUCAAAACUCCUGCGUGGUUAGGGCUCCACUCCCCCUUCGCCCGCCGCACGCCGCGCACCGUAGCGCUCCGGUCUGCUGCCUCUUUCUGUGGCUUUCUUUUUCUUCUGCCCUCGAAAACACCAUCCAUCGAUCGCAUAACCUCCGCGACCUUCGAGUCAGACCCAUCAAUCCCAUCUGAAGUUUCUCUAUACUCCCACCUCGAGCGUCGCGCGUAA